AUGUCGGAUGUGUUGUACCAGGGAGACAUAGUGUUAACAGAAGAGCAGGCGGAGGAACUCAUUGGGGAAAACUUUGAAAGGGAAAAACGCCAGGCAACCACAAAAACCAAUAGCAAGUGGUCCGACGGCCUCUACUAUUCAUUCCGCCGUGAUGCAAGAAACCCGAAGAUGAAGGAAAUAGCUAAAAAAGGAGCUAAAUUAUGGCACGACAAUACAUGCAUCGACAUGAUUGAAGACGCUACCGCUCCUGAGCGAGUUGAGUUUUUCGAAGGAAACGGAUGCUACUCCUGGGUUGGAAACCUUCACAAAGUACAAGAGCUUUCCUUGGGCGGUCAAGGAUGCCACUAUGUGGGAACAGCCGCGCACGAACUCGCCCAUACUCUUGGUUUGUUCCACGUUCAGUCAAGGUAUGACCGUGACAACUAUGUAACGCUAAAUAAAGGCAACAUUCCUCCAAAACAGUUGAACACCGAUUUCAACCUAGAAACUCAAAGGACCAGCAACAAUUAUGGUGUACCUUACGACUAUGGUAGCCUGAUGCACUACUCCGCAUACGCCUUUGCUAAGGAUGAGCGGAUACCCACACUAAUACCGAAAGAUGAAAAUUAUGUAGACACCAUGGGAUCGACCAUGCUGUCAUUUUAUGACAUACUUCUCAUGAACAAACACUAUGGAUGUCUAGAUAAGUGCAAGUCCGCCUCCUCUGCAAAAUGUAAAAUGGGUGGCUACCCAAAUCCACGCGACUGUUCCAAAUGCAUUUGUCCCGAUGGAUAUGGAGGCCGUCUAUGUGAUGAGAAGCCAUCCGGAUGUGGUCUAGUUCUUACAGCUAACAGUAGAGUACAGACUCUUGAGCACUAUUUCGGACCAAGUGGCAAGAAGUCGGAUGAUUUCACAAAGUGCCACUUUUGGAUCAAGGCCGACAGAGGAAGAAAGGUUGAAAUAAGACUCAAAAGAGCUUUGUCCGAAUCCCAAUCCAACAGUGGCUGCGCCUUUGCGGGAGUGGAAAUCAAACCCCAAAAAGACCAGCUUCUAACGGGUUACAGAUUCUGCAAGGAAGAAGGUGGUAAGGAUAAGGUGUUCGUUUCAAAGACUGACACUGUUCCCGUCAUCUUUUAUCGUAGCAUUGGAAUGGUGACUGCUACUCUGGAAUACCGCAUGAGUAUGUUUUAG
Cylicocyclus nassatus is the source of this 1170-nucleotide messenger RNA. NCBI's taxonomy places the organism in Eukaryota, Metazoa, Nematoda, Chromadorea, Rhabditida, Strongylidae. The record is from the annotation of a GenBank genome assembly.